This is a messenger RNA of Amphibalanus amphitrite, 4443 nucleotides long. Its product is annotated as cubilin-like. Gene Ontology annotation, cellular component: plasma membrane. The coding region runs from base 128 to 2752 and encodes 874 amino acids. The transcript has 17 exons. Lineage: Eukaryota; Metazoa; Arthropoda; Thecostraca; Balanomorpha; Balanidae. The record is from RefSeq and is a predicted model, not a curated record. Gene Ontology annotation, molecular function: protein binding.
GCUCUCGGUCGGCGCGCAGUGCUCGUGCCACCACCACCUCCUCCACCGCUAGCGGAGCCGACAUGCCCCUGGGCCGGCCCAGGUCACCGCCCAGCCUCCUCUCCUGAUCAGGUGCGCUCUGGCCGCGAUGCGGGCGCUCGGCUGGGCGCUGCUCGCCCUCCUGCUGGCCGUCGGCAGGUCGGCGGCGCAAGGUGAGCAGCCGAUCGUCGACGACGACGAUGCAUGCGACGACGAGCCUAGCGAGCCGCCUUGCUCUCACUGCACACCGGCGCGCGUCGACGCUGCGGCGGGAGCAGACUCGGACGGCCCAGGGCCGGAGGGUGACCCCGAUCGACCUUUUGUGCCGCUAUCAGGAGCAAAGUGUGACAGGGUGUAUGUGAGCCGCGAGGACCAGGACGAGCCGGCGCCGUUCGAGGCGCCCACUCUGCACAACCCCCUGGGUCACUCGCGCCAGUGCCUGCUCAAAUUCAUCGCACAGCCUCACCAGAGAGUGAAAAUAUCGUUUCGUCUGAUGCGACUUCGAGGCACCUAUCCAGACUGCCAGCACGAGUACCUGGACGUGUUCUCCGAGCUGCGUCGGCCCGACGAGGACCUGCUGGAGACGCCGUUCGGCGGCAGGUUCUGUGGCAUGAUCGCCCCCCGCGCCCGGAUCAGCCUCUACAACAGCCUGGUGCUCGGCUUCUACACUGACCAGGCAGAGACAGACGGCGAGCUCUUCUACGGCACCUACCAGUUCAUCAACGCCUCAAAAUAUGAGCUCGGCACACCCAUCCCGGGCAGUCCAUGCAGCUUCGAGAUAAACCACAGCAAUCAGAAGCGGAAGGGGCUUCUGGUGUCGCCCACCUACCCAGGAGUGUACCCAAAGGGUCUGAACUGCGAGUACCGCUUUGUGGGAAAACCCGGCCAGCGGAUACGACUCGAGUUCAGAGACUUUGACCUCUUCAUGGGCGGCCAUCACUGCCCGUUCGACUUUGUGCGCAUCUACGACGGAGCCAACCAGUCUGCCCCACUGAUCGGCACUUUCUGCCGACCUGAGCGGAACCUGGUCAAAUACUCCACCGGCCAUCAGCUGCUGAUGACCUUUGUCACCAUCCAGAGGACGCCCAACCCGGAGAAACGCGGCUUCAGUGGCAUCUACGAGUUCAGCGAGAGCUUCGUCAACCUCGAUUUUAUCACUGGCCAGCACAUACGCGGAACAGAGUGUGACCAGAGGAUUCUGAGCAAGAGAGAGUCGUCAGGCAUGGUGUACUCUCCAAAUUAUCCAUUUCCGUAUCUUCAGAAUAUUGUCUGCAAGUACUUCAUAUACGGAAUGAAGGACUCUCAGAACCUGGAGCGGGUGCUGCUGAUGUUCGACAUGUUCGACGUCCCCGGAGAGGCGCUGCAGACAGGCACCACAAUCGCCGAGUACGACUCCGACACCGACAAGGGGUGCGACGGCGGCUACGUGCGCAUCUACCUGCGCGGUCAGGAGGUGAAGGAGGCGUUCGACAAGUUCGACCGUGAGCUGUGCGGCCGCCAGGUGCCCGAGUCGGUGCGCUCGAACGGCGCUCGGCUGACGCUGGUCUUCAGCAGCGGAGCCACGCAAGGCAGCGGCUUCAAGGCCAACUUCAAAUUCGAGACAGAGUACCUGAUUCCGGGUACCGCCGCCCCCGACGGCAGCUGCCGGUUCACCUACAACUCAGCGGCCGGGAAGCGGGGCGACUUCAACUCACCUCGCCAUCCGGCCAACUACCCUUCAGCCACCGCAUGCGAGUACACGUUCGAAACGCAGCGUAACGAGCAGGUGCGCCUGGUCUUCGACAACUUUAAGGUGCGCGCCGAGAACAUCAACGGUUCGGCGUACGGAGUGCACAACUGCCACGAAGACUGGCUGGAGAUAUACAACAUCUACUACGACAACAGCACGGACCUGAUCGCCCGGUACUGCAACCAGUCGACUCCGGGUCCCACUGAGUCCAUCCGGGGUGCCCGCGGACUCCGAGUCAUUCUGCACUCUGACGCUGAUCACGUAUCCAGCGGCUUCAAAGCCAAGUACAUAUUCCUCAACGCAAAGGACAUAUUUGGAGACUGCGGUAAGAACAUCAGCAGCUCCCAGGACGGCGUGGUGACCUCGCCCCUCUUCCCGGACAACUACCCGGCCAAGGAGAGCAAGGUCUGCCACUGGUACAUCCACGUCAAACCCGAGAGGAAGAUCCUGCUCUACUUCGACACGUUCAUCGUGGAGGGAGACCGAUCCAACCGCGGCUGCCCGGCGGCGGUGGUGCGAAUCUGGCAGGACCUGAAGAGCACCCCCAUCGAGCUGUGCGGAGACACACUGAUGUCACGCUACAAGCAGAUCAUCUCUGCCAGUAACGUAAUGAAGCUGUCGUUCAUAUCGUCAGAGAAGUCGGUCGGUCAGCAGGGAUUCCGAGCGUACUGGACUGAGAUGAAGGACGACAAGGAGUGUGACGGUUUCCACUGUGAGAAGAACGGCUUCUGCAUCCCUGAGCGGCUCCGAUGCAACAUGAGAGCCAACUGUGGCGUGGGUGACCUUAGCGACGAGACUGGCUGCGCCACGGCCGCCGAGGUGGACGUAUUCAUGCUGCUGGGCGUCAUACUGGCCAUCGUGGCGGUGGCCGGUCUGGGUCUGUGCGUCUGGUGCCGACGCCGCGGGGAGGACCGUCACCGGCGCCACCCGACCUCACCCUCACACCGUCACGUGCACGUGUGUGACCACCUGGGGUCGCGGCUCUCCACCAUGGACACCGUAUGAGAGAGGUGGCGGUUCGGGCCCAGUGAUCCGCCCAGUGUCGCCUCAUCCACCGGUACACUGUGACACGGUGCGGGCGAUACAGGGGAGAGGAGAGGCUGGGUAGAGCACAGGGAGAGGGGCAGGACUGGAGAGAGACGCGCGUUGUAGAGGUGGAAACCUAAAGGAUGGCUCAGAUACGAAAUGAUUCGUGCGGGGGGGGGGGGAGGCACGCUUUUCAGAUGAAGUUGUCAGAAGUCAGACUGUUCUUUUCUACUUCUGGGUUUGUUUCAACCAGAAAACUUUCGUCAAGCCUGGCUCCAACACGGAUAGGUACCGCGUAGUAUGAGCUGGAUUGAGGACCUGACCCCAGUGACCUGACAGCUGGUCGGAACGCCCCCUCUUCACUGAGUGACCUGAGUGACCCAACAGCUGCCUCGGACCGCCUACUCGAGUGACCUGAGUGACCUGAAUCGACCGGACUGACCUGAGCAGGAGUCACUCCGGUUUCAAACGGACCCGUCGUCGCCACCGAAACGCAGAGCACUCUCGAAACGAUCGCACAAUCGCACAAUAAAGAGAAAAACUCAGCAGUGACCGGUCCACAAGUGACUGGAGGGACGCCAAACCUACCGAAAUUGUUGGACUAGUCAGCGUCAGUGACUGUGAAAUGUGAACUGAGAGCAAUGCACGGACGGACGUGCAUCAGUUUCAUUCAGUGUGAUGGUUUUGUGUAAUGUUAUGGGCAAGCGGCGCCAAAGACAUUUGCUUGUCAAUUGAAAUACGCCAAAUAAACGCCAAAGUUGUAGGGGAACUGCAACUAGACCGCGAGAAGUUAGCAGUUGUUGGCUAUUUCACGAUGUGCUGUCAAAAUAUGGGAUGAAAUCUCGCUGGUGCUAUGUGUUGUGGGAUGGAGGAUGGGUACAACUUGCGUUGUGAAUGUGUUUGUGUGUGCGUGUUGUGAACGGGAUGGACACCGGACGGCAUGCCAGAGGUCGCCCUAAGAAUGAUUGCCAACCUGUUAUUUUCCUGUUAGUCCAACUUUACUAGAAAAAGGCUUCACCGACAGCGCUGCUGCCUGAACCGUUGAAGCAAAAAGCUGGUGAUAGAUGCUGCAGUGUGUGUCAUUACAUGGCCAAACGCAACUAUGCGAGCAGCUACGGGUGAAUUCUACUAGUGAUCUUAGCGAUGUCGACAGUCGAUUAAUUACACACCUAUGUAGGUAUUUAUUUUGUACCUUAUACCCUACUUCUGAUAUUUUUGUUCAGCUUGUUGUCAGACCAACGAGCAAAUAAUGUCAGUUGUGUCUUGUCAGAUCCUUCAUAGCACCUAAACCUAAACUACCGAAUGCCAGUGUGAAAUCGAAGGGCAUUGUGACUCAAUGGAGGGCACCAGUCCUUUGCUUGAUGGCUGCGCCACCUAGGAUGUAGUUUGGCGAUGGUGCUGCCACCUAGGGCACUGACCUGGCAGCUCUCCAGCUGCGGCUGUCAGUGUGAGGAUUGCACACACAGAUCAGUGUGACGAUGGGCCGGUAUUGGGUUGUGCUCAAGCCGUCUUCACGAUGGCAAUAGUUGUAGUAACUUAAAUGCGCAAUGUGGGACAAAAUCAGAGUGUGAAUCGCUUCAAUUGAUUCAUGUUGCGACUUGUGGAGCGUCGUGUAUGUGCUUACUGUUGUCAGACGAGCCACGAGUGCUGUUACUAAAUACUUUACCACA